This is a messenger RNA of Culex pipiens pallens (northern house mosquito), 784 nucleotides long. RefSeq lists its product as uncharacterized. The transcript is spliced from 2 exons. The record is from RefSeq and is a predicted model, not a curated record. Bases 143 to 616 code for a protein of 157 amino acids. Lineage: Eukaryota; Metazoa; Arthropoda; Insecta; Diptera; Culicidae.
GCGUGGCAAGAUAACUUAACAUUUUGCGAUUCUGGCUACUAUGCAAUGUGCGGUCGUCUGUUCUGAACUGUAGGCGGCGGCGACUAAAUCGCGCAGUUGAAAAAACCGCAAACGUUGUUCAAGUGUCAAACACUUCGGAAAAAUGGUAUCAACUCCAAAACGGAAGGCAUCCGUAACAUCAGAUUCUUGCGAUUCAGGAGACGAAGAAUCCCGGAAGCGCACUAAAAGGUCUACGCCAGAGGAGGAUGAAGCCUUGUUUAGACUUGAAGCGGAGAAAAACUUCAAGGGCCAGAAGUCCAGUGAAAAACGUGGAUUCUUGAAAAUUGUUGGAAUCUGUGUCGAGGACAUUUUGCGUUAUGUUUGGGAUCACUGCGUCGAAUUUGUAUACAAGGGUGCCAUUUUCGAAGAAAAUCGUGUCGAUGGGAACGUUGUAACUCAACUGAAGCAGGAUAACGCUAAUCUCCUAAUGCUGGUAAAGGCUAUGGGAGACAGGAUCGAGUCAUUGGAGAGCCAGUUAACGUCACAUGAAGAAAUGAUAACUGCCAUGAAUGGAACCGAAUACCCCGCUGCAUUAGCCGAACAGGUGAUCGAUUGCAUUGACAUCGAUCAUCUUUGAUUGUUUACAUUUCAUUUGUUCCAGAUAGCAAAUAAAAAAAGUUUAAUUAACAAGUUCCGAGUGAAUUCUUUAUUUCAAUCAUCACACGGAGAAAAGAGAGUUCCCAAAAUCGUGAACACCCGUUCAUGAAAUUGGGAACCACGAACAAAGUGUUCAAAUUCCAUGGUA